Molecule: messenger RNA, 1017 nt
Organism: Symbiodinium sp. CCMP2592
Lineage: Eukaryota; Dinophyceae; Suessiales; Symbiodiniaceae
Source: the annotation of a GenBank genome assembly
AUGGCGGUGCAGGGCCAGCUGGACCUCAAGCCUGGAGACCGGCGAGCCCUCAAAGCAAGCAUCGCUGGCAUGUGUGGGCUGCUUCUAUGGAGGCUGCAGUUGAGCUGUGCGCCGCAUCUCUGUUUUGCAAGCUCGCCAAGCCUGCGGGUCUCACGAAGUCGACCGCUGAGUCGCGAGCAUCUCACUAGCACCCCGCAUGUGUCCUCUGCCAGGCAGAAGCCCAGUUCUGGCCGAACCCUUGCAGCUCCUGUGGCACUUCUGGCUGGAGCGGGAGCUGGUGCCGCCGCCAACUCCCGUCGGCGCAGGUCAGUCACAGGCCGGAUGUCUGCACAGGCAGACGGAGAGACGGCUCGGGAUCCAGAAGCAGGGGCCGAACGGGUGGCCCGGGAUCCAGAAGCACAGGCCGCUGAAGCCGCCCGCAGGGGUGAAAGCGACGAUGGCUUGAAGGGGUUUGUCCGAAAAUUGAAGGAAGACCCUGAGUUUCAGGAGGAUGUGAAGACGUUUUUCACAUCACUCACCGUGGCUCUUUUGAUCAGAGGCUUCCUGGUCGAGCCACGCUUUAUUCCGUCCUUGUCCAUGUACCCGAACUUCGACAUAGGUGACCAGCUGACAGUUGACAAGGUCUCAAAACGUUGGCGCGAGUACCAGCGCAGAGAUGUUGUCGUCUUCAACCCACCACCAGCUUUUAGCCUGGUUGUUGGCGGUGACAGAUCUGGAGAUGCCUUGAUCAAGCGAAUCGUCGCUCUUGCAGGGGACACGGUCGAGAUAAAGAAUGGCGGAACCUUGUACAUCAACGGUGAAGCACAGGACGAACCUUUCACGAACGAGGCCGCAAAGUACGACUUUGGACCUAUUACAGUUCCAGACGGAUGUGUCUUCGUCCUCGGCGACAACAGGAACCAAUCUCUGGAUGGGCACGUUUGGGGCCCCCUUCCUCUCGAAAACAUCAUCGGACGCGCGACUCUGAAGUUUUGGCCACCAUGGCAUGUUGGUUCAAUCGUCGCAGCUCCGCCUUGA